AUGAACGGCUUCGAAAUCGCUGGUCGUCCCAUCCGCGUUGGUCUUGGUAGCGACAAGUUCACCCCCGAAUCGACCGCCAGUUUGUUGCAACGCUUUGGUAGCCAGAAUCAGGCUGCCCAAUUCCAAGGCUCGUCCUUUUCGGGCGCCGGAGGUCGUGGUGCCCAUGCUGGUGGUAACAACAACUUUGAUCGCGCUGGCGCCCGCGAAGAGAAGGGCACUGGAGGUGCCAGUGCUCUUGAUGAUGCCGAUGUUGGAGGCGUGAACUUUAACAACUUCAGCAGAGACUCCCUCAUGCGCAAGUUGGCUCGUACUGAAGACCCUGCUCCACAGACUCAGACCACUUCUUCUCGCCCCCGUGCGGAUGCCAAANAGACUGUCAUGCACACUCCUGCCCCCAGCCGUUCCNAAACCGAUCCUCACUGGGCCAAAGACCUCGAAGAGGACUUCAAGGAAGAGUGCAGCUCUAAAUACGGCAAAGUCGUCCACAUCGGUGUUUUCCGCGAUAGUUCUGACGGCGAAAUCUAUGUCAAGUUUGCCGAUAUUGCCGGAGGCGACAGCGCCCUCAAGGGCCUCAACGGCAGGUACUUCGAUGGCCGCACGCUGACGGCCACGCCAGUUGUUGAUGCCGUUUACAACAUGAACUUCCCCAAGGCCGCCAGUCUCUAA
Messenger RNA from Aureobasidium musti, 666 nucleotides. The record is from the annotation of a GenBank genome assembly. Lineage: Eukaryota; Fungi; Ascomycota; Dothideomycetes; Dothideales; Saccotheciaceae.